AUGUUAACUCCAUCGCUCUUUAAGGUGAUAAGAAGCAUGUCGUCUCCAAAGCUCUUUGUUGGAGUUCUCUCAUGGAGCACGGAUGAAAUGAGCCUGAGGGAGGCUUUUUCUCAGUAUAGAGAAGUGGUUGAAGGUGGCAAUUUUGGUGGUGCUGGUGAUCGAAAUUACCCUAUAGAUGGUAACUUCAAUGGAGGUGGCGGCUUUGGCCGCGCUGACAAUUAUCCCCGUGAAGGCGAUGCAUUUGGUGGCAAUUACAAUUACCCAGCAGAGGUGGAAGCUAUGAUGGCAGUUGCAUUAACUUCUACACUGGUGGUGAAACUGGUUUUUCUUCUGGACAUAUUUGUCGAACUCCACAUAUGCUGA
Fraxinus pennsylvanica is the source of this 363-nucleotide messenger RNA. Lineage: Eukaryota; Viridiplantae; Streptophyta; Magnoliopsida; Lamiales; Oleaceae. The record is from the annotation of a GenBank genome assembly.